Messenger RNA from Kuraishia capsulata CBS 1993, 1611 nucleotides. RefSeq lists its product as uncharacterized. The coding region runs from base 1 to 1611 and encodes 536 amino acids. Gene Ontology annotation, molecular function: L-lactate dehydrogenase (cytochrome) activity. Gene Ontology annotation, biological process: lactate metabolic process. The record is from RefSeq and is a predicted model, not a curated record. The transcript has a single exon. NCBI's taxonomy places the organism in Eukaryota, Fungi, Ascomycota, Pichiomycetes, Pichiales, Pichiaceae.
AUGUUGACUUCUGGAUUGAGAUACGGAAAACAAAUUUUGUCGAGGAGCUUUCGUGGAAAGCCCCAGAUACGCAGCUUGGGCGCUUUGAGGCCUAAGAGCGGCUCAGACUACCGGCACUACAAGAACGCCUUUGGAUUAUUUGCAGUUUCCUCGGUGGUUUUGGCGGGUAUCACAGUAUUUUCACCUUUGGUGUUGAACGACAACCCCAGAGUUGUAUCCAAAAAGGAAUUGAGCACCCAUUCCACCGAGGACGAUUGUUGGAUCAGCAUUAAUGGAAAAGUUUACGAUCUCAGUGGGUUUGCGCGUAAACAUCCAGGCGGGACAAAUCCAAUACUUAAAUACGCUGGAUCUGAUGCUUCGAGAAUCUUCAACAGUCUCCAUGCUCCCGGUUUGAUCGCAACUGCAUUAACACCGGAUCUGGUGGUGGGUGAGUACCUGGACAGCGGAGACGAGACGACCGAUCUUGAAGAGCUUGAAAAACAGGAGAGCAUGAGCAACAAGCCUCCAUUAUCAAGAAUUUUCAAUCUGAACGAUUUCGAAAAAGUUGCCAGACAAGUUUUGAGCGAAUACGCUCUAGCCUAUUAUGCCACUGGCUCAGACGAUGAAGUUACCUUGGGUGAAAACCACAACGCGUACCACCGCGUGUUUUUCAAGCCUCGUGUUCUGGUUAAUGUUGCACAGAUUGACACUAGCACCAGUCUGCUCGGAACUCCAACGUCGGUGCCCUUUUACGUCUCUGCUGCUGCUAGAGCCAAGCUGGGCCAUGAGGACGGCGAACUGGCAAUUGCCAAAGGAGCUGGAAGAGAAGACGUGAUCCAGAUGAUAUCAACAGUGGCUUCAUAUCCUCUUGACGAAAUCACUGCGGUUGCAAGACCUGGCCAAUCGCAAUGGUUCCAGCUAUACGUUAACGCAGAUCCGGAGCAUACACGGAGCUUGAUGGAGAAAUUCAACAACACUGCCUGUUUGAAAGGACUUUUCAUAACUGUUGAUACUGCAUGUUUGGGAAACAGAGAAACUGACAGAAGGGGUCAUUUCGAGGAAUUGAGCUUCCCUGUUGACGAUGAAGGAUUUCCCGUCAGAAAUGUGGCUAAUUCGGUAGCCAGUUCCCUCAUGGACACGGGCUUGGUAUGGGACGAUAUCGCCAGGUUUCGGGCCAUGACAUCCAAGCCAAUUGUGCUCAAGGGUAUUCAAUGUGUCGAUGAUGUGUUGAAAGCAAUAGACGCUGGAGUUGAUGGGGUGGUUCUUUCAAACCAUGGAGGGCGAAAUCUGGAUUUUUCACCUCCUCCUUUGCAGGUUCUAGCCGACCUCCAGCCUGUACUAAAAGAGAAAGGCCUAGAGGGCAAAAUAGAAAUUUUUAUAGACGGUGGAGUUAGAAGAGGAACUGACAUACUCAAAGCGCUUUGCCUGGGUGCUACUGGAGUUGGACUCGGCAGGCCGUUCCUCUACUCUGUAUCUGGAUACGGAGAAGCCGGGGUAGUUAAGGCCAUCCAAAUCUUGAAGGAUGAACUGGAGAUCAGCAUGAGGCUUCUCGGUGUUACCAAAAUCAGUGACUUAACUCCAGAGCAUGUUGAUGUGAGACAGUUGAGAGUGGCUGAGGCUGGUAAACUAUGA